Spodoptera litura is the source of this 1071-nucleotide messenger RNA. RefSeq names its product histone H2AX-like protein (gene H2ax-l). The record is from RefSeq and is a predicted model, not a curated record. Gene Ontology annotation, molecular function: DNA binding; protein heterodimerization activity; structural constituent of chromatin. Lineage: Eukaryota; Metazoa; Arthropoda; Insecta; Lepidoptera; Noctuidae. Gene Ontology annotation, cellular component: nucleosome.
UUUUCCCGCUAUUGCUUCUGUCAACUGUCAAAUUCUAAACUGAAAUGAAAUCCGAACCGAAAGAAAAAUAAAUUUAAAAUUAAGAAAUCAGCAUUGCAGUGUUGCCUUGACUUUUAAAGAAUCUGUUCAAAUUAGUAGUACUUUUAAAUAAUUUUGAAACAGCUCAUCUCCAACAGACCGAAUAAUUUGUUAUUUGCGUUUCAAAAUUACUAUUCAUUACAAAUAUGCCUACCUUUAGAAGUGAAAAUGGUAAAACGAGAGUUAAGGCUAAAUCUCGCAGUACCCGGGCCGGCUUGAGUAUGCCUGUCGGCAGAAUUCAUAGGAUUCUAAAGAACGGUAACUAUGCACCUCGCAUCGGCGGAGGGGCAGCAGUUUACUUGAGUGCUGUGCUUGAAUACUUAGCGGCCGAGAUACUGGAGUUGGCUGCCAAAGCAGCUGAUGAUAACCAAAGAACUAGAAUCUCACCUCGUCAUAUUUUACUGGCUGUUCGAAAUGAUGAUGAGCUGAACAAAAUGCUGGAGGGUGUAACUAUAUCACAGGGCGGAGUAAUACCACACAUAGAACAAAAACUUUUACCAAAGAAAACAAACAUGAAAAGUCAACAUAACACUAAUAGCUCAUCACAGGAGUAUUAAUGUUAGUUGAUACAACUUUAAUUUGACCAAAAUCACAGUUUCUGCAAAGGAAUGGGCAGAGAUGGACACAUGUAAAAUGCAACACCUACUGUGUAUCAGUUCUAACUUCCUAGUAAAGAUGGAACCUAUUGAAUCACAUUUUAAAGUCUGAAAAAAAAAUACAUUCCUAUUAUCUUCAUAAAAUGAAAAACAAGUGGUGUACUAGGUGUGUGGUCAUCUCUGCCUACUCCUGAGAAUUUUGAAAAAUUAUACUUGUAAAUUGUUAAAAAAUUAUGUUUUGACUGUAAUGUAAGUUUAUAUUAGUCCCUAGUGGAUGUGGAUGUGUAAUUUGUAAUGUACCUAAGUGCCUGAGUGAUGUUUAAGAAUUGGCCCUGUUCCUAAAUGUUUAAUGGCAUGGUUAAAUUUUAAUAAAGGAUGACUGGCUUUUUAAUUAUAC